UUUGGUUUAUGGAUAAUGAACGUCAUGUAUAUUGCAGUAAAAUGGGGAAGACCGCUGGUGGGACAUCAGUAAAGAAAACAGUUAAAUCACAAAAUCAACCAGGGCAUUCCAGCAAGAAAAAGGGAACAGAUAUAGAAGGAAGAAAACAAGGUCAUAAAGGAAAGGUCACUCAGACAGUCAAAAGGAAAGCUGAGGAAGACAGCGACUAUUCCCCUGCAAGAGAAAAAGUUUUUUCAAAAAAAGUGAAGCUAACCAGUGCUAAAAUAGGAUCUUGGAAGACUCUCUCAGAGAACAGUAGGCAGUUUCUGGAAACUUUAAUGGAUUCAAUAAUACUAUCUAUUUUGUGCCAACAAAGGGAAAGAAAAGGUGAUGUUCAGGAGCACCUCAAUUUACUGAAAGAAAGAGUACUGAGAUGUUUCAGGACUUUAAAGGUGCCUCCACAGAAGCUGGGCAACCUGAAGAAUCUCUCGAACCUUCAGAUGGCGGAGAAACAAAUGCUAAAGGCAAAUGAAGAGUGUUUGGUACGAUUGCAGGAAGAAAUAAAUGAAGCUAAGCAAUCAGCAGACCGCAGGGAAGAAAACAUACAGCAACUGCAGUACAAAAUCCAGGUGCUCAAGAACCAGUUAGAGGAAGAUGAAAAAAAGGCCAAGAAGGUAUUCCAGGAAAAUGUCAGUGGAGCACUCCACCUUCCAAAACUCCCCAGGCGCAGUUUACAGGCACCCACUUUGCAGGAACAAAUUUUGAAGAUGGAAAAUCAGAAAGGUCUUUUAAAGGAUAUGAAUGCUAUUCAGCAGUCAGCUGACUUGAAGAACUUGUUAACCCUCAUUGAAAAGAUCUAUGAGAAGGUGGACUUCCUCUGAAAAACUGAAAUAUACAUAUAUAUAUAUCUCAAAUGGAAAGAAAAAUAGAAUUACCUGGUUUCUAUAUGGAGCCUCCUUUGAAGAAGAUAACCUGGGCUAGCACUCUGUGUUACUGUAGAGCAGCAGGAUGCUGAUCAUGGAAACAGUAUUUUCUUCUAGUAGUUUUACAGCUGUAACUGCUGAAUUUCUGUUUCUGUGAAUAUUGAUAUACAAAUAUGUAGAGGCAUUCUGCAACUGUAGUGAUUUAAGUGAUCGAUCCAGGUUUUGGGGUUGGGUUUCUUUUUUUGUACCUGUGAUGACUUCUAAUGAUACUACAUACUAUC
Pezoporus flaviventris is the source of this 1183-nucleotide messenger RNA. RefSeq names its product centromere protein Q (gene CENPQ). Bases 9 to 860 code for a protein of 283 amino acids. The record is from RefSeq and is a predicted model, not a curated record. The transcript is spliced from 8 exons. NCBI's taxonomy places the organism in Eukaryota, Metazoa, Chordata, Aves, Psittaciformes, Psittacidae.